Molecule: messenger RNA, 1100 nt
Organism: Triticum aestivum (bread wheat)
Lineage: Eukaryota; Viridiplantae; Streptophyta; Magnoliopsida; Poales; Poaceae
Exons: 2
Coding region: 172-882 (236 amino acids)
Source: RefSeq, a predicted model, not a curated record
CACCAAAGAGAACCCAAUCCACCCCUCACAAAAGAAAAAACAACCCAAUCGGGACCAUUCUUGGCGAGGAGAAGGUGGAGAAGAAAGCAGAUCGGCGGCGCCGGCGGCGGCCGUGGCCGCACUGAUCGACUCGGACUGCGGGUGUGGUCUUCCGCCCGAGCACCCAUAAACAUGGGUCCGGAGGCGCCUGAGCUUCAACCAAACCCCGUCGAUCCCGCUGGACGCCUUGUGCUAGAGCACAGCUCGAUGGCGAUCGCCGAUGUCAACAUGGGUCUACAGGCGCCUGAACUUUUGUCAUAUCACAUCAAUCGCGCACGACCCUUCUAUGAUGAAAAGUGGAAAAGUAUGAAUGUGGGGAAGAAGAAGACGAAGAAGAUGAUUUUCCGGGUUCCGCAGCAUGAGCUGGAUGACAUACUGUCCUAUCAGGUGCCGGCUUGGCCGAAAGUGGAUAAACGCUAUCCUUCGGCCGCCAUAGAGAUGGAAAAAAUGAAGGAAUACUUUUUGGCCGGGCGGGAGAAGAUGAGGCGAGAGUAUGAGGCCCAUGGCUAUGCUACUUUUGAAGCAGAGGUCACAGAUGAUGAGAAGGAGGAAGACGCAGCAGCGACUACUCCUCAUGAGGAGAAGGAUGACAAUGCAGCAGCGACAUCUUUUCAUGACAAGAAUGACGAUGCAGCAGCGACUCAUAUUCACGAGGAGAAGGAUGAUGUGCCAGCGACAUCUUUUCACGACAAGAAUGAUGAUGCAGCAGCGACUCCUACUCAUGAGGAGAAGGAUUAUGCAGCAGAGACAUCUUCUCCUUGGAUUAUUCCACGAGGAAGAGGCCGGAGAAGAUUUCGCCCGGGUGUCGUGAAGCAAGCGAGUGGUGUUAAGAAAAUAACUUAGAUGUAUUACUAGUUGUUUUCGUUGUUAGUUUUCGCUGUUGGAUUAGUUGGUUCCAGUUUAUGGGACUGUAUUGUGUCAUCUUUAUUUAUAAUUUCUUGUGUAAAACCUACAGCUGAUAAUUCAAAAGUGAGUACUGAGUAGUAUAUUCAGUCAAGCAUCAAAUGUAGGUUAUCUUCACAUUAGUUCUGGUUUCUAAAAUACAAAAAAUUCAGUUCAAA